AGAUGGUCCAGGUCUCGAUUCAAGUGACCCGCUAUUCGCCACUCGGCAAUUUCGAUGUUCCCAGAAGCAGCCAUUGGUUUCCCCACACUACCAUUCCCUCUUCCUCAGUCUCAGCGAGGCACAAUUCGUGCCGUAGCCUCGUGAUUUAGCUUUGCCAUCGGGCACCUUCGAGGCCGAAGCGGAUUUUCGAAUGGCGUCGGGACCAGAGGACACAGGAAAGUCGCUGCUGCCGUUUCUGCAGCGCGCCGAUGAGCUGCAGAAGCACGACCCUCUCGUCGCCUACUACUGUCGGCUGUACGCGACGGAGAAGGGGCUGAAGCUGCCGAGCAAGGAGCGCAGCAGGGAGACCAACGACCUGCUGCUCUCAACGCUCGCACGCCUCGAGAAGGACAAGGCGGCGCUGCAGCUGAGCCCCGAGGACAGUCUGCACGUGGAGGGAUUCGCUCAGAGGGUCUUUGCUAAGGCGGACAAGCAGGACAGGGCGGGCCAGGCCGACAUCUCCACAGCCAAGACGUUCUAUGCUGCGGGGCUCUUCUUUGAUGUCAUGCGCCAGUUUGGGGAACUGCCACCCGAGGUGGAGCAAAGACAGCGCUACGCGGCGUGGAAGGCGGCUGACAUCCGCAGGGCGCUGGCAGACGGAAGGCAGCCCACACCUGGCCCACCUGCUGGUGACGCCGCUGAUGCCGCUGGCCUGCUCUCUGCGCCUGCUGCUGCUGCUGCCCCUCCCGCUGCCAGCGCUGCUGCCACGGACGGAGCUGGCAGUGGCAUGAAUUCUGGCGGAGCUGGUCCUGCAGGGCAGGGGGGUCAGUAUGACAUCCUUGGUCUGCCCCAGCCGCCCUCAGCCCAGCCUCUCCGCCCCGACCACAGCGGGGCAGCGCCAGGAGGGGCGACCGCAGGAGGAGGAGGGGCAGGGGGCGGUGGGUGGGCACAGGGGGGCGCACAGCAAGGGCCAGGUGUGGGGCGACCCCAUGGGAACAGCGCUGCCACAACAUCGUCCCUCGGCCCUGCAGGUGCAACUAUGAACGGUUCAGGUGCACCACGAGCAUCUGCUGCUGCUCCGCCACCCUUCUCUGCUCCGGUGCCCGCUGCACCACAGCCUGCUGACACUUCAAGUGCAGGCAUCAGCACGGGCAUGGGCAUGGGCGGGCAAGCACCCCCAGCGGGCAAGGUGGGUGAUGCACACCGCGCUGCGCGCUUCGCUGUGAGUGCGCUGGCAUUCGACGACGUCCCCGCUGCUGUGGACUACCUCAAGCAGGCACUGCGGUUGCUGGAUGAGGCCUAGCAAGCGUAUUGGAACAUUACAGGCAUCGGAGUGAAAGUAUAAGUUGAAAAGGUAUAAGUUUGCAACGUGGCAGUAGUGCUUUGUACAUUUGGUUUGCGCAAGGUCCUUCCUUGCGCCUUGAUAGCCCGCGGAAGUGGUUUUCUCUUGAAACACGCACCAUUGUAAAUUCCGUAAGAGUUUAUGCAUUGCAUAGUGGAGGCGUGCGCUCCACACUAGAUUUUCGG
Closterium sp. NIES-67 is the source of this 1506-nucleotide messenger RNA. The record is from the annotation of a GenBank genome assembly. NCBI's taxonomy places the organism in Eukaryota, Viridiplantae, Streptophyta, Zygnematophyceae, Desmidiales, Closteriaceae.